AUGAUGCGGCGAACAUUGAUGGCCAGUGGCAGCUGUAUGCUGUCUAUGAGGAAGCCUAACGCUCGCGACACGCUCAUUGAGAAGGAAAACCAGCUGCUGGUAAAGCGAAUCAUGACAGUGAAGUCUGUUUUCGACCCUAACGGGAAGGACUUGGAGGAGUUCCGCACCCACCAGCGCAGGGUUCAAGUGAUGCAGGAGUUCAGAGGAUCUGCAUGUGCGCGGCCGCCACCGCCGCCGGUGCCUGAACCCAAGCCCUCCAAGCCACGGGUGGCUGCCAGCCUUUCCGACACGAACCUGCGGCACCUCAGUGCCUUACUGUGUCCUUGGGACCUUCCAGCGAAGCGCUCGACAGUGCAGCCUGAGCCGCAAGCAGGCACAACGCGAGCAGAUGUCUCACCAGAGGAGCCACAACCUAGGGCGCAGCCUGCCGAGCUCGCUGUGGCCACGAGCCCUCAGCCCAUGGGGACCAUGGCCAGCGAGGCGGAGGCCACGGCCGUCUCGACGAGCUCGAGCGGCCCCAGCGGCCCAAGCGGCCCCAGUGGCCCGAGCCUAGAGAGCAGCGCGCCACCGCUUACGGACUCGGCCGCUCCCGUCCAGUCUACCUCCCUUUCCCCUCCCCUGCCGGCACAAGCACCCAACCAGGCCCAAACCCAACCCACGACCGCGAGUCCGAGUCCGUAUGCACUCCCUUCCGGAAGCGCCUCCCAGGAGGCAGUGCUUGCGCACGAGGGCGCACCCGUGCAGGCCCAAGCUGAGAAUGCCGACCACCUGGCAGGGCCUGCAUCGAUCACGGCCUCUCCUCCACAACCAGAGACUGUGAGCAGCGACCGGCAUGCAGAUCCCUUUGGGGACUUGGACCUUUUCGGCAAUCGCGGUACAGGCACCGGUCCUGCAGCAGCUGCACCAGCCGCGAAAGAGACGGCUCAGAACCGCCCUGCCGACCCUUUCGGUGGUCUCGAUCUUUUCGGCAAUCGUGCAGGCACAGAUGCGAGAACUACAGAAGCGACGGCGUCACCUUCUGCUCAAGCAGAGCCAAGCUUGACGAAUGCAAUGACAGCCCAGCCUGACAGGCAUGCCGAUCCUUUCGGCGAGCUUGACAUUUUCGGUAACAGUUUUAUCCGUCCUCGAACCUUCAACACCUUUACAGUGACGCGAAGCCUGCUGAAGGCGGUCGCCCGAGACGACGCCGUGGUUGACAAAAGGCCUCAGGUUCGGUACUGUAGCACGUCGAUUGAACAGGUAGACCAGGAAGUUGUCAUUGUAGACGAAGAAAGUUACGCUGUUGGUGGGGACGCGCUCACGAACAAGGCAGGCUGCCUGUCUUCGGCGAAUGCACUUCUGCUUUUUGACAGUGGCAGCAUGCCCAUGUCACCAAGCUUCUACACCAUCCUGACCGAGUGGCUGGAGGCGCAUCACGCCAAGAGUUCAGGCGAGAUCCGGAACAUUCACGUGCUCGGGAUCAUCAACGGCAACCUGGUCGUCAGCUUCCAGGGCUCAGGUCGCGUUCGCGUCUUCGUCAACAACGAGCAUAGUCUCGAGCUUCCGGAGACCAACAGACUUGGCUCCACCUCCCCUUUCGGCGUCGACUGGACCAAGAAGUACAGCAAAUACGUCAUCAACAGCCGCGGCUUGCGCUUUGCGGAGUUUGUCUUGAAGGCGUUGCCCGCCCAGGCAAGGCGAAAUGCAUGUUGUUCAGGCCAGAUCAGGCCAUUUUUGUUCCCGUGCGGUGUAGUCUUGUAA
This is a messenger RNA of Symbiodinium necroappetens, 1740 nucleotides long. The record is from the annotation of a GenBank genome assembly. NCBI's taxonomy places the organism in Eukaryota, Dinophyceae, Suessiales, Symbiodiniaceae.